GUGUAUAUAAAGAGCCUCGCCUCUUACGAAGAACCACAAGUAUCAACCCAUCGUCAUCUGCAUCUCAAGUUUCUUCUUCUUCUUCUUCUUCACCAACGCGCCACUAUCAGUGUCAAUUAUUAUGUACACGAUCCAGGUCGUGGUGGUCGUACUAUGUGCGACGGGGAUUCUAAGUGCACCUCAGAGACCGCAGGGUGGAUCUGAAAAGGAUGCAGUCAUCACCUCCCAGCAACUUGAGGUCAAUCAUGAUGGAUCUUACGUCAAUAACUUCGAAACGAGUAAUGGAAUCAGUCAUCAGGAAACGGGCCAAACAAAACAAGUUGAUCAAGAAACUCCAGUAGUUGCUCAAGGCGCAGACUCAUACACAUCACCAGAGGGUGAAAGAGUGAGCUUCACUUACAUUGCUGACGAAAAUGGUUACCAAGUUCAAGGCUCUCAUAUACCAACCCCACCCCCAAUCCCCCCAGAAAUCCAGAAGGCCCUUGCUUGGAUUUUGGCCCAUCCGGAAGAAAAUGAUUUGGGACAAGGAAACCCACCACCUCGAAGAGGUUGAUCAUUCCAUCCCUAAGUUCACAUCUGAAGAAGAAAGCUUGCCAUGGACAAAAUACACCCAGCUUCCUAUGUUUUCAUGAAAAUAAGUAUAGUGUGGUGUAUUAACAUAUUAAUAUUAAGUAUGCAUUGCAACUCAUAAAAUCAUAUUACGACUCGUUAGCAAUCGUACUACAAAGUUUAUUUUUUGUACAAAAAAAUGGUUAAUCUAGAAAAUAAAUCGUUCUGUUACGAGUCCGUAACAAUAAGCGAAAAUCUGCUUAUUACUAUUAUUAUUAUUAUUAUUAUUAUUAUGAUUAUAUAAUAAUUAUAAUAACCAUCGUACUUAAAAAUCUGCCUUUUUUUAGCAGAUUAUUUUGAGUAUUAUCACUGUGGACUAUUUCAAAAGUCCGUGAAUGUAUA
Belonocnema kinseyi is the source of this 951-nucleotide messenger RNA. It is a transcript of the gene CPR14, whose product is annotated as endocuticle structural glycoprotein SgAbd-3-like. The transcript has 4 exons. Gene Ontology annotation, molecular function: structural constituent of chitin-based larval cuticle. The coding region runs from base 122 to 553 and encodes 143 amino acids. Gene Ontology annotation, cellular component: chitin-based extracellular matrix. NCBI's taxonomy places the organism in Eukaryota, Metazoa, Arthropoda, Insecta, Hymenoptera, Cynipidae. The record is from RefSeq and is a predicted model, not a curated record.